This is a messenger RNA of Blumeria graminis f. sp. triticale, 1950 nucleotides long. NCBI's taxonomy places the organism in Eukaryota, Fungi, Ascomycota, Leotiomycetes, Helotiales, Erysiphaceae. The record is from the annotation of a GenBank genome assembly.
AUGGAAGAGACUCGAAAAAGUUUACCAAUUUAUGCAUACAGGGAUCAAUUUCUUGCAGCUCUAGCAGAAUACCAAAUCCUUAUCAUUGUCGGAGAGACAGGUAGUGGUAAAACUACCCAGCUACCUCAAUACUUGCAUGAAUCUGGCUACACAAAAGGUGGGCAGAAAGUUGGAUGUACUCAACCUCGUCGAGUAGCUGCCAUGAGUGUUUGUGCUCGUGUAGCUGAUGAGAUGGGGGUUAAAGUUGGUAAUGAAGUCGGAUACUCCAUCCGUUUUGAAGAUUCUACGAGUGAUAAGACGGUCUUGAAGUAUAUGACCGAUGGUAUGUUGCUGCGCGAAUUUAUGACAGAACCAGAUUUGGGAGGUUACUCGGCACUAAUGAUAGACGAAGCUCACGAGCGAACUGUCCACACAGACAUUUUGCUAGCUCUGGUCAAGGAUCUUGCUAGGGAACGCCCUGAGAUGAAACUCCUUAUCUCUUCUGCCACUAUGAACGCCACUAAAUUUGCAGAAUAUUUUGAUGACGCUCCGAUUUUUAAUAUACCAGGCCGAAGAUAUCCUGUUGAUGUUCACUACACUCCUCAGCCAGAAGCAAAUUACCUCGCUGCAGCAAUAACUACUAUAUUUCAAAUACAUACUACUCAAGGUAAGGGCGAUAUUCUUGUUUUCUUGACGGGGCAGGAUGAGAUUGAAGCUGCCGAACAGAACAUUACUGAUAUCUCUCGGAAACUUGGAAGUCGUGUCCCUGAACUUGUCAUCUGCCCAAUAUAUGCAAACUUACCCUCUGAGCUUCAAAGUAAAAUCUUUGAACCAACCCCUGAAGGCGCUCGAAAAGUAGUCCUAGCUACCAAUAUUGCGGAGACCAGUUUAACUAUUGAUGGUAUUGUGUACGUUAUUGAUCCUGGAUUUGUCAAAGAAAAUGUUUAUAACCCAGCUACUGGAAUGUCAAAAUUAGUGGCAGUUCCUUGUUCUCGUGCAUCUGCAAAUCAAAGAAGUGGACGUGCAGGGCGUGUUGGGCCCGGUAAAUGUUUCAGGUUGUACACAAAGUGGGCUUUUAUGAAUGAAAUGGAAGAAAGCACUACACCAGAAAUACAGAGAACAAACAUAAACAGCGUUGUCUUGCUUUUGAAAUCUCUUGGUAUUAAUGACCUGCUAGAGUUUGAGUUCAUGGAUCCACCACCAACUGAAACAUUAAUUGGUGCAUUAAACCAACUAUUCGCUUUACAAGCAUUGAACCAUAAAGGUGAACUGACUAAGCUUGGAAGACAAAUGGCAGAAUUCCCCACAGAUCCUAUGUUGGCGAAAUCAAUACUAGCUGCUGAUAAACUUGGCUGCGUAGAAGAAAUUCUUUCAAUUGUAUCAAUGUUGAGUGAAGCUUCAGCACUAUUUUUCCGACCAAAAGACAAGAAAAUACAUGCCGACAGCGCCCGUGCACGUUUCACAGUUAAAGAUGGAGGUGAUCACCUCACCCUACUAAAUAUCUGGAGUCAAUGGGUAGACUCAGAUUUUAGCUUUGUCUGGGCUAAAGAAAACUUCCUGCAGCAGAGGUCACUUACAAGAGCAAGAGAUGUCCGUGAUCAACUGGCGAAACUCUGUGAGCGAGUUGAGGUAACGAUGUCAACGUGCGGUGCAGCUAAUGUAAUACCGAUACAAAAGGCUGUCACUGCAGGCUUCUUCUCGAACGCGGCGUGGCUCCAGAGGGGGGGAGAUAGUUACCGCACUGUGAAGAAUAAUACAACCGUUUAUAUACACCCGUCCUCUGUAUUGAUGAAUUCCAACCCUCCCAUAAAGAUGGUCAUCUACUAUGAGCUUGUUCAGACUACAAAAGAGUAUAUGCGGAGUUGUCUACCUAUCAAAUCAGAAUGGCUUCAUGAGGCUGCGCCUCAUUUUCACAAGAAAAAAGACUUGGAAGCACUCGGAGAGAGAAAAAUGCCAAAAAGCAGGAUAUAG